Messenger RNA from Durusdinium trenchii, 597 nucleotides. The record is from the annotation of a GenBank genome assembly. NCBI's taxonomy places the organism in Eukaryota, Dinophyceae, Suessiales, Symbiodiniaceae.
AUGCUGUCCAAGACAGAUCCGUCUUUGAAGGUGGUGCACGGCUACGAAGCCUCGCUCCGGAGCAUCCAAGAACGGUGUCGUGGCAGCUCCAUGGAGCGCAUCGAAGAGGCCGUGUGCGCUGCGCUGGCGGACCCAGAGGCCGAGCGCAUGGGGCUACGAUUCGUGGUGCAAGUCAGGAUUCCCUGGAGUUGCCACACAUUGACCUCACCCCCUUUCCGGCUUGCAAACAUGGAGGCGGGCCUACAGAUGUUUCGACGCCUCCAUGCAGCACGCAUGAGUGUGUGUGCUUUGGCACAUGGCCGUAGCCAAAGAGGCCGGGCCAACUUGGCAGAGCCCAAAAUGCAAUUGGCGUGGCAAGAGCUGAGGGAGGCCUACUUGGACUCCACCAAGCGAAGCCAACGUUCACUGUCUCGUCUUCAGCUCUUAGAGGCUGACUUCCAGACUCGUCAAAAGCGAGAUCUGGCAAAGGUCCAGAAGGCCCAAGUGGCGCCAGCGGACAGGGCGCAGAAGCAGGUGGAGGUCCUCCUAUCUCGCUGGAGCUUCCAAGCUGACCGCAAAAGGCCGAAAGUGAGCCAUUGCCAGACAAGGCUUGAUUGA